Paramecium octaurelia is the source of this 383-nucleotide messenger RNA. NCBI's taxonomy places the organism in Eukaryota, Ciliophora, Oligohymenophorea, Peniculida, Parameciidae. The record is from the annotation of a GenBank genome assembly.
AUGUCGAANAUCGUUAGUUAUGAUUAAUUAAGAUAAAUCAAAUUUAGUCAUUUUGGGGAGAGUCCUUUCUUUUAAUUUUAGAUUCCAUUUAUCUUUCAAUCUCAACUUAGAUAUGAAAACAAUAUUGAAGAUCCCUAUCUUCCUGAAUUUGAUGAUGAGCAUCUGCUUAGAGAAGAGGACAAACAAACAAAGUUUGAGAGGUAAUCAUAUAAAUUCUACUAUUAAGAUAUGUUAUUGAUAGUAAAUAUGAGAAUGAGAAAUAAUAAAUGAAGGAUGAAGUCAAAUAGUAAGUUAUGGAGAAUAGAAAGUUGAAUAAAUCAAAAAUACUGUAAAGCAACAUGUAGCAAUCAAGAAUUGUUUAAAUUGAUGAUCAUCAAGAGUGA